Chilo suppressalis (striped riceborer) is the source of this 1568-nucleotide messenger RNA. NCBI's taxonomy places the organism in Eukaryota, Metazoa, Arthropoda, Insecta, Lepidoptera, Crambidae. The record is from the annotation of a GenBank genome assembly.
ACAGAAAGUAUUUUUGUUUAAUUGUUUUUCCAAUUAUUUUAUUUUAAUUUUUAUUGAAUAAGUAAAUAAAAGUCAACAAUGCACAAUAUUUUUACAAAGAGUCUACAAGUGAUAGCUCCUGCCCUUUCCGGUGUUGUGGUACGACAAUCGAGAGGUAUAGCUUCUCUAUCAGCCUUGCCUGAAACCUAUCAGAUGCUCUACAAAACAUGUAGAGAUUUUGCCGAAGGCGAGCUGAAGCCGAACGCCGCUAAAUACGAUCGCGACCAUCUGUUCCCUGGAGAUGCUAUUAAAAAGAUGGGUGAUCUUGGUCUAAUGGCUAUCGCAGUGCCAGAAGAAAACGGUGGAGCUGGACUGGACUACCUCGCAUAUGCUAUAUCACUUGAAGAAAUAUCUCGAGGAUGUGCAUCAUGUGGUGUUAUUAUGUCUGUAAACAAUUCUUUGUAUUUAGGUCCAGUCUCCCACUGGGGUACUAAAAAACAAAAGGAAGAGUAUGUCACACCCUAUUGUAAUGGUGAAACCAUUGGCUGUUUUGCCCUAUCUGAACCAGGAAAUGGGUCAGAUGCUGGUGCAGCUUCUACAACUGCUAAGGAUGGUGGUGACAAGUGGAUUCUUAACGGGACCAAGUGCUGGAUAACUAAUGGCUAUGAAAGCAAGGCAUCUGUUGUAUUUGCAACUACUGACAAAAGUAUGAAGCACAAAGGUAUAUCUGCAUUUAUAGUGCCAAAGCCCAUAAAAGGAUUAGAAUUGGGAAAAAAAGAAGACAAAUUAGGUAUAAGGGCUUCAUCAACGUGUUCACUGAUGUAUGAAGAUUGUGAGAUACCAAAAGAAAAUAUUUUAGGGGAGCCAGGAUUUGGUUUUAAAAUUGCCAUGAUGACACUCGAUGCUGGAAGAAUUGGUAUUGCAUCUCAAGCAUUAGGAAUUGCACAGGCCUCAUUAGAUGUAGCAGCAGAGUAUGCAUCAAAGAGAAUGGCAUUUGGGAAACCCAUUAUGAAGCUUCAAGCUAUACAAAAUAAGUUAGCAGAUAUGGCAUUACAAUUAGAGUCAGCACGGUUAUUAACCUGGCGUGCAGCAUGGCUAAAAGACAAUAAGCAACCAUAUACAAAAGAGGCAGCUAUGGCAAAACUAGCAGCAUCUGAAGCAGCAACAUUUUUAUCUCAUCAGUGCAUACAGAUUUUAGGAGGAAUGGGCUAUGUGUCUGAUAUGCCAGCAGAGAGACACUAUCGAGAUGCAAGAAUCACAGAAAUAUAUGAGGGUACAUCUGAAAUUCAGAGGCUAGUUAUAGCAGGACAACUAAUCAAGGAAUAUGGUUUAAAUUAAGUGAAAAGCAUGAAUCUAAGCAUGAGAUCUGGAAGGCUAAGAAGGCAACAUUGCAAUUUAUCUGAAUUCAGUUCCCUUUUCAAAUAUAAAUAAUCUUCAAGAUUACAACUGAACGCAAUUAAAAAAAAGUGCCAUAACCAUUUCGUGGCAAAGUUAAGCCGUCUACCUAUAGGAAACAAUACUGAAUAUGUCUACAAAAGAAACAUUUUUAGAUGAAAUUUGUUUAAAACAUGUUGACAAGUGCCUAGGAA